ACUGAUAUCACCUUCCAUAAUGGUGGGAGAGGGCUAUUAGGGUUUUCGUGCAGUGGUCGCGAAGUUACCCCUCCCCCCCCCCAUGUGCGGCGAAUUCAGUCGGUGGACGCAAAUCUUCUGACCGAUCAAACGAGUAGAAAAGCCUCUGACAUUGACAUAUUGCUCCAUGAAACCUUAGAAUCGAUAACGGGGGGCCCGAGAACAAAGAAACGAUCACUGUGCGCAGACGGAGGCGUUCUCAAGGUUGGCCAAAGCGCCACAAAUUCCCGCUAGACGCCAGUCACACCCAUCAAAACGAGAUAGAUGCAUCUGGCUCUGGGUUUGCCUCCUUUUCCUUUGUUCUCGGUCUCGAGUCAGGAUGUCGAGGGUUCCAGUCUCGGUGGGGCCAGCGUCACCUCUCCCCCCCGCAAACCAUGGUUCGUUUGGAUCGUUGCCGUGAUGGGAAACGACAACCCGGUCCCCGCAAAAAGAACACGGGUACUGACUGAAUUACCAUGGCCUGUGCAAUCAGACAUGCCCCUUCAAUAAGAUGGGAUCUCGAAUGCAAUUUUUACGUGCAGGCCGUGCGCCUAUACUCCCCGCCAGGCAUCAUUGCCCACCAUGUCAAGACGGCAUUUGUGUAGUAACAUGGUAGAUGGGAUUACCAUGUUCAGUAGGCUCUUUCUUUGGUCUUAUCUGCAUUCGUUUCUAUUAUCUCAAGGGGUUCAUCUGUCAACUACCUUACGACCUGUCACCUUGCGCGCCGGAUUGGGUCAUGUCAAUCAACGCCCUGAAAGGAUAAACUUCGACUCGACCGUGUCUCUUCCCUUCUCAUCAAGCGUCCAUGGGCUCGGUUCAGCCCAGCAGCUAGGUGCCUCGACCCGGGGAGAAGGUCUGAAUCUCAGACCGUGCAGGGACUGACUCGUGAAUGGUGGAUGUUUAUUGCGGUAGACAGAACCUGUUCGGUCCAGAACCCGCCGAUCUCCGUCAAUUGGAGAGGGCAUAGGGUGAUCGAUCUGGCUUUGUCCCCAUUAUGGGGUACCGAUCUGUUUCUUUCUUGGUUGACUCGCCCUCUCUAUUCUAUUCCUAAUAUAUAUGGUUGGUCUGCU
Messenger RNA from Aspergillus candidus, 1088 nucleotides. RefSeq lists its product as uncharacterized. The record is from RefSeq and is a predicted model, not a curated record. The transcript has a single exon. Bases 601 to 900 code for a protein of 99 amino acids. NCBI's taxonomy places the organism in Eukaryota, Fungi, Ascomycota, Eurotiomycetes, Eurotiales, Aspergillaceae.